Molecule: messenger RNA, 1164 nt
Organism: Lolium rigidum
Lineage: Eukaryota; Viridiplantae; Streptophyta; Magnoliopsida; Poales; Poaceae
Product: protein RAFTIN 1B-like
Exons: 4
Coding region: 1-1164 (387 amino acids)
Biological process (GO): pollen development
Source: RefSeq, a predicted model, not a curated record
AUGGCGCGUUUCCUCAUCGCCCUCCUCGCUGCCGCCCUAGUCGCGGUUCAGGCUGGAGGGCAGCUGGGCCACGCGGCGCCGGCGACGGCCGAGGUGUUCUGGCGCACCGUGCUGCCGCACUCGCCAUUGCCGGACGCCAUCCUCCGCCUCCUCCGCCCUGCAGCAGACACCAGCAGCUUCGUGAGCAAGGCCGAGGAGCGGCCCCCCUUCGACUACCAAGACUACAGGCGCUCGUCGUCCGGUGAUGGCUCCAGCAAACGCACCGGCGCUGCUGCCCGAGCAGGUGAUUUCGACUACGACGACUACCGCGGCGGAGGCGAACGCCGUGUCGCCGCCGCCGACACCCCAUUCGGGUACGACUACAAGGCGCCGAGCACAAACCAAGCAGGGGAACGACUUGCUGGCGCCGCUGCUGACACGCCUUUCGGGUACGACUACAAGGCGCCGAGCACGGCUAUGGGUGGCGGCCAGGCGGAACCGACGAAGACGAAGGUAUUCUUCCACGAGGAGUCCGUGCGCGUCGGGGAGCGUCUCCCGUUCCACUUCCCUCCCGCCUCGGCCCCCGCGCUGGGCUUCCUGCCACGCCGCGUCGCCGACUCCGUCCCGUUCAUGGCGCCCGCUCUACCAGGCGUCCUCGCGGCUUUCGGUGUCGCGCCGGGGUCCACCAUGGCAUCCAGCAUGGAGGCGACGCUGCGCGCCUGCGAGACGCCGACAAUGGCUGGGGAGUCCAAGUUCUGCGCGACGUCUCUGGAGGCGCUGGUGGAGCGCGCCAUGGGAGUCCUGGGGACACGCGACGUAAGGCCGGUGACGUCGACGCUGCCCCGCGACGGCGCGCCGCUGCAGACGUACACCGUCCGCGCCGUGCAGCGGGUGGAGGGCGGCCCGGUCUUCGUGGCGUGCCACCCAGAGCCUUUCCCGUACACCGUGUACCGCUGCCACACCACCGGCCCGUCCAGGGCGUACAUGGUGGAGAUGGAGGGCGCGCGCGGCGCCGUCGACGGGGUGACCAUCGCCACCGUGUGCCACACCGACACGUCAAUGUGGAACCCGGAGCACAUCUCCUUCAGGCUCCUCGGCACCAAGCCCGGCGGCACACCGGUCUGCCACCUCAUGCCCUACGGCCACAUCAUCUGGGCCAAGAACGUGAAACGCUGGACGGCGUGA